Fusarium keratoplasticum is the source of this 1245-nucleotide messenger RNA. Its product is annotated as Zn(2)-C6 fungal-type domain-containing protein. The coding region runs from base 1 to 1245 and encodes 414 amino acids. The record is from RefSeq and is a predicted model, not a curated record. The transcript has 2 exons. Gene Ontology annotation, biological process: regulation of transcription by RNA polymerase II. NCBI's taxonomy places the organism in Eukaryota, Fungi, Ascomycota, Sordariomycetes, Hypocreales, Nectriaceae. Gene Ontology annotation, molecular function: DNA-binding transcription activator activity, RNA polymerase II-specific; zinc ion binding.
AUGUGCAAGACGGUCAUCUACAAGUGGCUCUGCCUCCGCUGCGACUGGCGAUACCGCCAUGAGUGCGAUGAGGUCAAGCCCGAGUGCGGGAACUGCCUUCGAUUCGGGGUCUGCUGCGACUUCUCUCCCGUCCCUUCGCAUAUCCUUCGUCCCCUUCCUGCAACGAGCUCUGGUCCAGGCCGUCGUGGCCGCCCUCGAUCCGACUGGGCCUCGUGGGCUGAACAAAUCCGACUCUCCUCGAACGCCUCGAUCCCAGGGGGUCUUCAAGGCGCCCAUGGAUGCCUCAAUGUUACAGACCUCGAGCUUUUCCACAACUACAUGACCACCACGGCCAAUACUCUACAUGCGGGUGACCAUCGCGAGGGCGGCCUUUGGUGCGAAGGAGUACCUCGACUAGGCUUUCAGCACCCUUGUGUGCUAGCCUUUCUGCUCUCCCUGUCUUCGUACCACAUGGCUAGACUGAAGCCGCCUGAGGCGCGUAAGUACCUUGAUCUCGCAGAACAGCACUUGGGAACGGCUCUACAGACAGCAACUAUACUUCUCGGCCACGUCAACCACGAGAACAGCCCCGCCGCCUACAUAAUAUCCAUCCUCAUCUGCUUCAUCGGAUUCGCCAAAGGUCCAAGCCCGGGUAACUUGCUGCUCAUCUCAGAAGACCAGCAAGUUCCGUACUUGAACCUACUACGGGGCGUCCGACUGGUAAUAUCAAGCGUGGGGUGGAAUUCGAUAUUCUCAGGUGUUCUCGCCGAAUACUACCCCAAGCCCAGCGUGGAAAGAGAAGCGCUUCCCCUUGAUCCCACACUUUUGGAGCCAGGUGUCGAAGAUUGGAGGGCCUCGCUAAACGACGUUCUAGACCUGAUCACCGUCUUCACGGGGGACGGUAUUGCAGAGGCAUAUAGGCACGAGGUGAAAGUCCUCACGGACUGCUGCGAGAAAACAUUUGGCAAAGGGCAGAAUGCGACUUUGGGCGUGGUGGGCAAGUUGGAGGUGGUCAUGAUGUGGAUAUACCAGGUCGGUGAUGUCUAUGUUGAGGGUCUAACCAGGAAAGACCCUAUAUCCAUGCUGAUACUAGGUCACUUUUGCGUGCUGCUGCGCACGGUAGAGGGAUACUGGUUCACCCAAGGAUGGGCGUCUCAUAUCAUGAACGAGAUACUGGCCGUCUCAGAGAGGAGCCGCAAGUGGCUGACCUGGCCUCUAGCUUACCUCUCCGGGCAAAGCACUUUGCUCAACAUGUCAGAGAUUUAA